AUAUUCCAAUUGUCCUGUAAUUUCUCAUAUAUGUGUAAACAUAAUUGGAAUUACAUGUAUCCUGAAAUUCUGUCUAUAUAACUAAAUGAAAUUUUGAUUACAUGUAUCCUGAAAUUCUUUAUCUAAAUGAAAUUUUAAAAAAUCUUGAAUUUCUCUAUUUAAAAAGAAAAAUCUAGCCUCUUCACAACUCUGCACAAUAGUUGACGCAAAAAGUUGGAUUCUUCUUCCAUUCAUCCUUCUUUUGACUGUUUCACUGCAAUCAAAUUUUCUAUAGUAUCUACAUUGAAGACAGAGCCAUGUUCAAUACAAGGAAGCCAUGGUCCUGGCUUUUUCUUCUCAACAUCCUCUUCUCUUUACACUCCUAUACUUCUGUUGCAGCUCUAACUACCAUCUCUGCAAACCAAUCUCUCUCUGGUGAUCAAACUCUAGUCUCUGAAGGGGGGAUCUUUGAACUGGGUUUCUUCAAGACCGGUAAUUCCUCUAACUAUUACAUAGGCAUAUGGUACAAAAAAAUCACCCAGCAAACAAUUGUUUGGGUAGCCAAUAGAGACAACCCUGUCUCAGAUAAAAACACUGCCACGUUAAAUAUAUCAGCUGGUAAUUUAGUUCUAUUAAACAAGUAUUCAAAACAAGUAUGGUCAACAAACGUGAGUUCUCCUAAGUCAGGUUCUGUGGUAGCUAUCCUCUUAGAAUCUGGAAAUCUUGUUUUAGGAACUAAGCCUGAUGAUGAUGCAUUAGAUCUUCUAUGGCAGAGUUUUGAUUAUCCAACUGAUACAUGGCUUCCUGGUGGAAAAGUUAGGCUGGACAAAAUAACAAACCAGCCUCAAUAUCUUACUUCAUGGAAGAAUAAGGAAGAUCCUUCAACGGGUCUUUUCUCCUUGGAACUAGACCCAAAAGGAGCAGCUUCAUAUCUUAUUCUUUGGAAUAAGUCUGAACAGUAUUGGACAAGUGGAGCUUGGAAUGGUCAUAUAUUCAGUCUGGUUCCUGAGAUGAGAGCAAAUUAUAUCUACAAUUUUUCAUUUGUGUCGAACGAAAAUGAGAGCUAUUUCACUUACUCCUUGUAUAACCCUUCCCUUUUAUCUCGGUUUGUUAUGGAUGUCUCGGGGCAGAUUAAGCAAUUAUCAUGGUUGGAAAGUAUCCAAGACUGGGUCUUGUAUUGGUCGCAGCCAAGAAGACAGUGUGAGGUUUAUGCUUUCUGCGGUGCGUUUGGGAGCUGCACUGAGAACUCGAUGCCUUAUUGUAAUUGUUUGAGUGGUUUUGAGCCAAAGUCACAGUCUGAUUGGAAUCUGGAGGAUUUCUCAGGUGGGUGUAUCAGGAAAGAAAGUUUGCAAUGUGAGGGUUUCAAUCCCUCUAAUAGGGGUAAGGACAUGUUCCUUGCAAUCCCCAAUAUGGCAUUAUCUAAAAAUCCACUAUUUGUUGGUUCAGGAAAUGCAGCUGAAUGUGAAUUAAGCUGCUUAGAAAACUGCUCCUGCACAGCUUAUGCAUAUAAUAGCAAUGGAUGUUCAAUUUGGAUUGGAGACCUCAUUAAUCUGAAACAGUUGUCUUCUGAUGAUAGGAGUGGACUAACUUUGUAUCUCAAACUUGCAGCAUCAGAAUUUCGUGAUGCUAGUAAACAUGGUAUUAUUGGUGGUGUUGUGGGUGCGGUUGUUGGCAUAGGGAUACUCUUGGCGCUUCUAUGGUUUGUCAUGCUUAGGCAAAGAAAGAGAAUGCUUGUAAUAGGAAGGCUCUUGGAGGGUUUUAUGGUAGAAUUUGGGUAUAGAGAUUUGGAAAACGCGACUAGGAAUUUCUCUGAGAAAUUGGGAGGAGGAGGUUUUGGUUCUGUUUUCAAAGGAGCAUUAACUGAUUCAAGUAUGGUGGCAGUGAAGAAGUUGGAGGGUGUUAGGCAAGGAGAGAAGCAGUUCAGAACAAAAGUGAGUAUAAUAGGGACAAUGCAACAUGCUAAUCUUCUUCGCCUCCGUGGAUUCUGCUCAGAAGGUACCAAAAGGUUGCUGGUUUAUGAUUACAUGCCAAAUCGUUCCUUGGAUUUCCAUUUGUUCCAGAACAAUAAUUCUGAGGUGUUGGACUGGAAAAAGAGAUACCAAAUUGUUGUUGGAAUUGCAAGGGGACUUAUUUAUAUACAUGAGAAAUGCGAAGAAUGUAACAUACACUGUAAUAUAAAGCCAGAAAACAUUCUCCUGGAUGCUGAUUUUUGUCCAAAAGUUGCGGACUUUGGCCUAAAUAAGCUUAUUGGAGGGGAUUUUAACAGGAUCCUUACAACAAUGAGAGGAACAAAAGGUUAUCUUGCCCCAGAGUGGUUAUCUAGAGUUGCUAUCACAUCCAAAGCUGAUGUUUACAGCUACGGAAUGAUGCUUUUUGAGGUUGUAUCUGGUAAGAGGAACUCUGAUCCAUCUGCAGAUGGGCAAGUUACUUUCUUUCCUACGUUGGCUGCAAAAGUAGUUAUUGAAGGUGGCAGUGUCCUUACACUUCUGGACCCUAGGUUAGAGGGAAAUGCUGACAUUGAAGAGGUUACUGAAAUGAUAAAAGUUGCUUCUUGGUGUGUCCAAGAUGAUGAAACUCAGAGGCCAACCAUGCGUCAGGCAGUUCAAAUUCUUGAGGGGAUCCUGGAUGUGAACUUGCCACCAAUUCCAAGACUCCAUCAAGUGUUUGUAGAUAACUAAGAGAAUUAGCUCUUUCUAUAGUGACUCUUGCUCCACUAUAUGGUAAUGUAGACUCUCUUUCCAAGUUGGUGUUUUAUUCAAUUAAAAAAAGGUAUUUCUAAUAGCUUUGUUGCACUCACUAGUAUGAUACAGAGGGGUGGUUUGUGACAGAUUGCAGGUAAAAUUAGAGUUGACUAAUGAGCAAACAUUAGAUGCUGAAAAACAAAAAUUAAUUCUAAUUCAUUUAGAUUCUUAGCUAAUGUAGUUUAUCUAUGAAAUGGAAUAAUCUCAAUUCAAUAAGAUUUUUGUCAUUAUGGUUAUCACACGAUUAAAGGAAGUGAUGGGCGCAAUAAGAAAGGUUUGAAAAUCAGAUAGAGUUUAAAGGAAGAAGAAGAGGAAGAGAGCUUACCACUCCUCUGUAUCCUCUAUGAGCUGUCCACAAACUUGAUUUUUCUUUCUGUUUGAUCGGAAUUAGGGCGGACUCAGAUUCCGGUCCACCCCUAUUUGUAGGAUACUCUAUUUCUAAACAAUUUAUAAAUAUACAUAGUUAUAUAUGUGCAUGUGCAAA
Cicer arietinum (chickpea) is the source of this 3204-nucleotide messenger RNA. RefSeq names its product G-type lectin S-receptor-like serine/threonine-protein kinase At2g19130. Gene Ontology annotation, biological process: recognition of pollen; protein phosphorylation. Lineage: Eukaryota; Viridiplantae; Streptophyta; Magnoliopsida; Fabales; Fabaceae. Gene Ontology annotation, molecular function: ATP binding; protein serine/threonine kinase activity. The record is from RefSeq and is a predicted model, not a curated record.